AUGCCUACAGAAGAAGAUGUGGAAGCAGUUUGUGGGAAAUUUCGGGGAAUCCAAGGACACCACAACUCGUGUUACUUGGAUGUCACUCUUUUCUCCAUGUUCACCUAUACAGCAGUAUUUGAUAGUUUAUUGUUCCGUCCUAAAAAUAAGAAUGAUAUAGAUGAUUAUGAAGAGGUUCAACGGGUGUUGAAGGAAGAGAUUGUCAACCCCCUCCGCAAAAACCUUUACGUAAGCGCGGAUCACGUAAUGAAACUCCGCAAACUUUUGGACAAGCUCAGUUCUGUAUCCGGCCUAACGUGCGAAGAAAAAGACCCCGAGGAAUUUCUAAAUUCUUUGCUUGCUCAGAUUCUUAAGGCGGAACCGUUUCUCAAGCUGAACUCCGGACAAGAGGCUUUCCACUAUCAGCUGUUUGUGGAAAAAGAUGCGGGUCUCAGUCUUCCUACAGUGCAACAGUUAUUUGAACAGAGCUUCCUCACCAGCAAUAUCAAACUGAAAGAGGUACCAUCUUGUCUUAUCAUUCAUAUGCCAAGGUUUGGGAAGGACUACAAAAUGUAUCCAAGGAUUUUGCCCUCUCAAUUGUUAGAUGUAACAGAUAUUAUAGAAGGAUGUGAGUAUCAUACCUAUGGUAAUUUUAUUUCAUAUUUUUCAAAACAUACGUGCAAUUUUUGA
Messenger RNA from Acanthoscelides obtectus, 669 nucleotides. NCBI's taxonomy places the organism in Eukaryota, Metazoa, Arthropoda, Insecta, Coleoptera, Chrysomelidae. The record is from the annotation of a GenBank genome assembly.